This is a messenger RNA of Phycodurus eques (leafy seadragon), 4223 nucleotides long. RefSeq names its product protein tyrosine phosphatase receptor type Nb (gene ptprnb). The transcript is spliced from 22 exons. Gene Ontology annotation, molecular function: protein tyrosine phosphatase activity. Gene Ontology annotation, cellular component: secretory granule. Bases 391 to 3036 code for a protein of 881 amino acids. Gene Ontology annotation, biological process: protein dephosphorylation. The record is from RefSeq and is a predicted model, not a curated record. NCBI's taxonomy places the organism in Eukaryota, Metazoa, Chordata, Actinopteri, Syngnathiformes, Syngnathidae.
AUCUAUGUAUCAAUUUUACUUUGUAAAAAUUUACUUUUUUUGUUUGUUUGUUUGUUUUAAAAAAGAUACUGCAGUAAAAUAAUCCUUCACUUAUUAACAAUUGGAAAUGGAAAGAACGAAUCAAACCCGGAUGACUGCUGUUGACUAUUUGCUUGUUCUGUAUACGUUUGAUGUAGCCAGUGUGAUCCUGUGAGUGAGUGAGUGUCGUGUGGUGUGGCGCCCCCCUUUGGUGAUGUUCCGCAUCCGUCGCCCCCUCUGUGUCCAUCCCAGCAGUAGAAGAAACAGCAGCGUUGGCGAGCUGCAGCAUCUUCUCGACAAUGGACAGCUGCUAGACGUUAACACCGGCAGCGGCUCACUCCUUUCCUCGCCCCGGUGGAUCUCGGGUUUAUCAUGAAGUGUUGUCGCCCGUGGGUGGCCGUGUGCCUCCUUCUCCUCCUCACCACCGGCCGUCGCUUCAGUGCGGCCGCCCGACACGGUUGCUUGUUUGAGAAGAAGCUUUGUCCCAGAGAACAGCUGUGCAGUGAUGAUGGUUUGUUUGGACAGUGUUGGGCUCCUCACCACGAUCCAGUCCAGUACCUGGUGUCUGUACCUGCUCUGUAUAAGCUGCAGGAGGUUCUUAAAGACCUGAUGGAACAAGGUCUGACCUGGAGGGAUGACGUUACCCAAGCAGCAAUUGGACGAGAGUUGAGUUACAUUCCCUCUAUUACCUCCUCACAGCUUCACCAGCGCAAAUGGCUGCUCAGUAAACUAAGGAUUCCGAGACCAGAGGAAACCGUUGACCCACAAAUGAUCCAACAGUACAUAGAAUACCUGACACUCGACCCUUCUCCAUCCUCCAUACAUGGGCAGGUGGCCCCGCUGGAUCCGUACAGCUAUCAGCAGGAUGAGGCUAAACGAUCCCUCAACUCCCUGGAAAAUAAUCCAACCUCCACCUUCCUCCGCUUGUCCCCCCCGCGCUCCAGAUCCAGAGAAAAGGCUCUGGACAGAGACAAGCACCUUCUCCAGAACUUGGUGUCCUAUUACCUCUCCUCUACAUCUUACUCUUCCUCCUCCCCCUCCCCCUCCCCCUCCGCCCCCGUCCACGCUGCUUCCCGCCACAGGGGGGCACCUGCAGCGUCAUUCCCAUUAGCCUCCUCCUUCACAGAACUUGACUUUCCGCUUGACUACGACCAAGACUAUGCUUCCCAAGUUGAACAUCUUAGCAAUCAGCUGGAGAACAAGGUGGUGCCAAAGUAUGACGCUCUGGCAGGACUGGACGCACGCUCUGUGCAGCGUCUGGAUCAGCUGCUGGACCACUACGGCCUGGAUAUCCAGGAUUUGUCCCCCGAGCAGAGAGACAAACUGCCGGCUUUGCUCAAGCAGCUUCAGCUGGAGAGCUCCUUCAGCCACAAAGCCUCUAAAGAAAACUAUGGAAACAAUGUUGGCUCAGGGAAGAAGAUCACAGAGGGUUUCAUGGACCACAAGAUGGCCGCCCCAGACGGUCUGCCAAUAAUGAAGUCCUCUAAACCAGUGGACGUCCAAAAGGCUACAAGCUCUGCUGUGGUUGCUAAACUGGGAAAGAACAAACCUGAAGAUGUAUUGGCCCCAGUGAUCACCUAUGAGACAAGCCCAAACCUUUCAGAGAAAGAAGUUGCAGAUAAGAGCAUCCUGGAACAUGAGACAAGCCUGAAGGUUCUACAGAACAUGGAAGGCCAGCAAGUGAAGAAUGACGGCAAAGCAUUGCCACUGGCUACUCAAGUCCAACGUGGCUCUCGCUGGCUUUCCUCUACCCUGGUGGCUUUCGCUUGCAUUGGUGGCAUCUUGGUGGCGGCCCUGAGCGUCAUCUGCCUGCGUCACCACGCCCACCGAUUGGCAGCCAAGAAGCUGGGCCUGGGGGCCGAGGGUGGAAGUUUCAGCCAUCAGGAGUACCAGGACCUGUGUCGCCAGCAUAUGGCGUCCAAAGGUGCCUUCGGACGCCUGGAAGCCGCCGCCCUGGGGGCCGUGGGGGGGCCGAACGGAGGAGGAGCAGCUGGUGCCGGGAAGGGGGCCGGAGCAGUAGGGGGCGCUGACUCAAGAGUGAGCAGCGUGUCGUCCCAGUUCAGUGACGGAGCCCAACCCAGUCCCAGCUCUCACAGCAGCACGCCGUCCUGGUGCGAGGAGCCGGCACAGGCCAACAUGGACAUCUCCACUGGGCACAUGAUUCUGGCAUACAUGGAGGACCACCUGAGAAACAAAGACCGACUGUUGAAGGAGUGGGAGGCUCUCUGUUCCUACCAGGCGGAGCCCAGCAGCGUUUCUGUGGCUCAGAGUGAGCCUAACACCAAGAAGAACCGCUUUCACCACUCCGUGCCCUAUGAUCACGCCAGGGUGAAGCUUAAACCAGAGAUUAACCCUUCUCGGUCCGACUACAUCAACGCCAGUACCAUAAUUGAACACGACCCUCGGAUGCCGGCCUAUAUCGCCACCCAGGGCCCCUUGUCCCAUACCAUCUCUGACUUCUGGCAGAUGGUGUGGGAGACUGGUUGCACGGUGAUCGUCAUGAUGACAGCUCUGGUGGAAGAGGGAGAGAAACAAUGUGACCGCUACUGGCCAGAUGAGGGCUCCUCGCUCUACCAUAUCUACGAGGUGAACCUGGUGUCCGAGCACAUCUGGUGCAACGACUUCCUGGUGCGAAGUUUCUACCUGAAGAAUGUUCAGACGCAGGAGACCCGAACCCUCACUCAGUUCCACUUCCUCAGCUGGCCGGCUCAUGGGAUCCCCACCUCCACACGUCCUCUACUGGACUUCCGCAGGAAGGUGAAUAAAUGCUACAGAGGACGCUCAUGCCCCAUCAUCGUCCACUGCAGUAACGGAACAGGCCGGACUGGUACUUACAUCCUGAUUGACAUGGCUCUAAAUCGUAUGGCUAAAGGUGUGAAGGAAAUCGACAUUGCUGCGACACUGGAGCACAUUCGUGACCAGAGGCCUGGGAUGGUUCGCACGAAGGACCAGUUUGAAUUUGCCCUGACUGCUGUGGCUGAGGAGGUGAACGCCAUCCUUAAAGCUCUGCCUCAGUAAAGCGGUACUUGACCACAAUCUGAAGACCCCUGACCUCCUUUCUCUCUUGACUACCUUUUGCCUUGCAAGUUAACAGUGAUGUCACGCCAUGAAAAUAAAACAGUCUGUAAGUGUAACCUUUGGGGAGGAUUUGUACAGGCACAAAGCCGUAUGUCAUGUUGAAUUAUUUGUAGCAUAAUAUUUGCCACAUAUAAUAGCACAUCUGCAUGAGUAAUCUUAGAAAAACUACACUACAUAUACUCUUUUAAAGGUCCUGUAUUUUGGCUAUUUAGACCGCCGUAGACUGACACUCUAACAUGGAUGAAAGUGUCAAUUUAAUUUUUAAAAAAACACCAUGGUUUUGUCAUACGAGUGUCCAAAAAAGGCCCCUCUGACAGCUACUUCUGUUUGACCCAGUUUUGUAGCUGCUGUGUCCAUAUUUGGCUAAGACCGCCCCCUUUCCUCUGAUUGGUUUCCUCCGUGCAGAAGACCCACUUGUGAGAGCGCACGUGUUUAUGUUGACAGCCCUGACUCGGGAGCGGAAAGGGAAGGCAGACGUAUUAGCUAGUGAUGCAGAUAAACUCAAGAAAUUCAAAUGACCUGAUUUCAAGCCUCUCGUCAUAAAAACGUCUGAAACUCAGGUAUGGAUGGGCGAUUUUAAUUAUUUACUGAGGCACCAUAGAGACAAUAUUACAUCCAAAAUACUCGAAAAAGUUGGUUUGGCAAAAUAUGGGACCAUUAAGAUGCCAUGUCCCUACCUGCUACUUACUCAUGUAACUUUCCCCCCUACCCUUUUGGAUGUGCCGGUGUUUAAGUUACAAUUCCAGUAUCACUCGUACCUGCACAAAUCCAGCCUGAAGAUCCUGUGACAGUUUUCUUGUGGGAGCCUCAAGCCAAUUCCUUUCAGCUUUUGCCCAUGUGGUGGUCUGUUGUAAAUUGUGCCAAUGAAUAGAUCAUGUUUAUGUCUCAGGAAGUGGAUGUUGGACUCAGCAAAGUUUUGAAAAAUGGAUCUACUUCAUAUAAUUUACUACUCCGGUAAAGUAUAUGAUUAGCGAGUUGAUACUGGUCUGAGUAUUAUUGAUACCACCCAUGACAUCUGCAGAUCUGUCAUUUUCUGUGUGCCAUUAAACUGGUUAUAUUGUCGUAUACCUCAUGCAAUUUAGAAAAUGAAAAAAAAGAGAAAUACUAGUCAAUGAGAAAAUAUUUUA